AUGGAACUAACUGGAGCCGCCGUGCACGGGUUUGAACGGCCCCGCCCACCCCCUACCGUGCUACCGACACCAAAGACGAACAUGGCACGGGAUGGCCUCGCCGCGUUCUCGCUCCUCUGGGCCGCGCAGCAGGCGCUGAUCCUCUUCUACACCGGCAUCGCCAGCCCGUUUGACAGGCUGCAGGCGCUGCUGGUUGCAGCCAGCGCACUCUCCUCCGGCUGGCCGCCUGUCCUGUGCGCUGCUCUCGCGGUGCGGAUCUACGCCAACUGCGAGCCGUGGCCCAACGCAUGGGAGUCGCACUUCUGGUGCGCCCAGACCGACGCCGCCCUCCUCCUCUCGCUCGUCGCCCAGCUGCUUUCUGGCUCCGGCGGCGGCCUCUCCAUUUCCCUCUCCAACGCGCAGCGUUCGUUUGCGCUGCGAGACGCGAACCGUGUCGUACGGCUCAACAGCUCCUUCCUCGACCACCGCUACUCCUGCGCCUCGCCGUACGUGGCGCAGCUCCUCACCGCCUACCUGCCGGACACCCUAUCGCUCCCGCUGCUCGCGUCUCUGGUAGCCGCCGCACCCUGCACUGUCGCGCUCGGCGAGUCGGUCCUCAGCCUCGCCCUGCUCGCCGCGGCGGCGGGCGUGGGCGGCAGAGGCACGGCCGUGGCCGGCGUCUGCCUCGCCCUCCUCCUCCACUUCGGCAUCGCCCUCACCCCGCCGCCCAACAACGUCGGCGCCUUCUCCGUGCUGAUGGCGUGCCGCCUCGCGGCCUUCGCCCCUCCCGAGGCGCUCGCGCGUGCCGCAAGCCUGCCUCGCUCUGCCAGCGAGGCCGCGACCUCCUCGGGCGGGGAUGGCUCCGGCGCGGCGGCGGGCGAGGUGGGGCAGAUGUCGAUCAUGUUUGCCGCCGGCGUCGACUGGAGCGUCCCCACCUUUGUCCUGCUCGCCGGCGUGGUGCUGCGAGGGGUGGCCGGAGGGGUGGCGUCGCGAGGGGUGGCGUCUGCUGCCGCCGCCUCGCCCUCGGCCGCCGCAGCCUCGGCCGGCAGUGGCGCAAGCGGCUCGAUCAUGUACUCGAACUUGCGCGUGGUGGGCGGCUCGAACCACCUCCUCCUCCCCACGAACCUGCUCCGCCUGACCGGAGCGGUCGUGCGGCUGCGGACAGGCGACUUCUCCUCCGUCUUCUCGCCGCGCGCCGUCGCCCUCCUGCGAGCCUCGGGCCACUCCGGCCGCCAGUUCAACUUCGCGAUGGGGCGCGCGCUGCCGCCACCGCCCGCGAGAUUCGUGCGGUACACGGCGCGCGGGGCGGGCGAGGCCUUCGCCCUCGAGUACAGCGUGCUCGCCGGGCCCGAGGGGGACGAGGCGUGGCGAGGUUCGUCGGCGGGCGUGCGGCGGGUGAGCGUGUCGGAGGACCCCGCCCGCGGCGUGGCCGAGUGCGUCGUCGUGUCGGCCGAGGGGCGCCCGAGCGGCGCGGCGUGCGAGGACGGCGAGCUCGCGCGGCUACCGCCUCUGCGGGCGUGGGAGCGGGUGUGGGGCGUGUGGAACCCGCACCCGAUCAUCCCGGGCUUGAGCGAGGAGAUGCACUGCUCCGAGUGA
Molecule: messenger RNA, 1575 nt
Organism: Emiliania huxleyi CCMP1516
Lineage: Eukaryota; Haptophyta; Isochrysidales; Noelaerhabdaceae
Exons: 9
Coding region: 1-1575 (524 amino acids)
Source: RefSeq, a predicted model, not a curated record